AUGCAGACGAACGAUGUCAUUAAGUCGGAUGAACUGGACACUUCGAUAUUCAUCGUCACGCGAAUCGCAGGCCUUCUCUCGUUCGAAGGAGAAAUUCCGCAAUAUCGCAAGGACAUCAGAAGCCACAUUGCUGAACUUUUCGCCAUAUCGCACGCUCUACAUGAAUUGCACGAUGCAUUGGAAUUGUCCCGCUAUGGCAGGUACGCAGGCCACAUCCUGAAGGAUCUAGAGGUUUGCCUUCCGAGCUUGGGCUAUACGCUUGAAGACGUGCAAGACAUCUUUAAUAGAUCCAAGAAGAGCAGACACGCUGCGCCAGGUGCUUUUCCGGGCACACCACCAUACGCAAUUAUCUGGGAGGAUGCGCUUGCGGAUUUCACCUCACAGGGCAUGUCCCUCCCCAAAAGAUUCGAGACCUUUAGAACGUAUCUACAGGGUAUGCAUGAUGCUUUGAAAGGGGAGGAGGAUGAGGCAGAAUUGGCUAAAUUCAAAGUUCUACUAUCAAGAUUACUCAAGAAGCGAAAGCCAAUGCCGGUCGAAUCCUACUUCAGUAGACUUUCAGUACACGGCAAUGGGAAGGGCGUUGCUAGGACGCCGCAGCCGCCUUCUCCCAAAGUACCCAGACCGAAGAUACACCAACACCCUACGUAUCCGGCGCCUCAGUACGCAUAUCAAGCACCGCAGCUACCACUACCCCAUCGAUCUCAUAUUGCACCCACGUGGGGAGGCAUAGGAGACAUACCGUUCGUCCCACCACCGGUUCCAGAGAUCCCUCAGUCGCCCACAUAUUCGUCUGCAUCAUCACAGGCUUAUUCAAAUCAGUCGACAGACUCUGAGCCGGUCGCUCACUGGGCAAUGAAGAUAUUCGAUGGUCGCCACGGUUCCACUCCUUUCCAAAGCCCUGCAGAGCGCACCAAGUGCUUUGGACGAGACGAGCCCCGAGUGAUUGAGAUGCUAGAUAGCGAUGGUUUUGAGAAGGUCUUGGAAUUACCAUUCGAAGCAACAAAUGUCUGGGUAAGGAUAUACUGGAGAGCUGAUGACAACCGCGCACGAAUACUCUUCCUCACUAUGGAUCCCGACGGACAUCGCCUGAGACACCAGAUCCCAAUCACCGCGUUGGCACUCCGACGUGCAGGAUCAUCCUUGCGGCUCUGCCGGGUCAACCGUGAAGAUGGUCGACUUGACCUAUGGGCUAGAUUGCGCUUCCCUUUAUAUGAGCGCAUGGUGUUGUUUUACUGCACCGCCAUUGCUAUGAAGCGUCAAGAUCAAACCGGUAUUGCAGAGGGACUGGAAGAUGUUUUCGUGCCCGGGGAGAAGAUUGUGUUCUCUGGUGAGACGACUGAUAACAGGUAUCUCCAUGCCUUCCGCAUCUACUAUGACACAGACUCUGGCUGCGUACGAUUCGAGGCUACUGCUCGCCGUGGGCCGCUAAACACGAUCCCUAUCUGGACUGCAUUCGUUACGCAAUAUGUUGGACGUAGCGACUGGAUGAAGCGCGUUGGUCCCGAUACAAUCCAGUUUGAGAAGCUGCAUCCGUAUGUUUUCAGUGAUGGCUAUAGGUUACCCAAAGGCUCUACGGGCAAAUACCGGUUGACCUUUACUUCAUCAGAAGAUGCGAAGCACUUCAGAGACAGUUUCCACAGCAUCCGAUCACAAUCCACCUCCUUUUCCUACCCGACUACCAACAUGGCGAACCAACAAGAAGCCGGAAAGAAGGAUCCCCUCACGGGCAUGGCGCACUCUGAGGCGCAUUACUUCAACAGUUACAACCACCAUGGCAUCCACGAGGAAAUGCUGAAAGAUGAGGUGCGAACCAAGAGCUACCGCGAUGCCAUCUACCAGAACCCCCACCUUUUCAAGGACAAGGUCGUCCUUGACGUUGGAUGCGGUACAUCCAUUCUCAGCAUGUUCGCCGUAAAGGCGGGCGCAAAGCAUGUCAUUGGUGUGGACAUGUCGACCAUCAUCGACAAGGCCAAGGAGAUUGUCGAGGUCAACGGCAUGUCGGACAAGAUCACCCUGCUCCAGGGCAAGAUGGAGGAGGUCGUACUACCUUUUGACAAGGUCGACAUUAUAAUAUCCGAGUGGAUGGGCUACUUCUUGCUCUACGAAUCCAUGUUGGACACGGUUCUGUACGCACGCGACAAGUACCUUGUCAAGGACGGCUUAAUCUUCCCCGACAAGGCCACCAUCUUCAUGGCUGGUAUCGAGGAUGGCGAUUACAAGGAGGAGAAGAUUGGAUUCUGGGACAACGUCUGGGGCUUCGACUACUCUCCCCUCAAGGCAACCGCCAUCACUGAGCCCCUCGUCGACACCGUCGAUAUCAAGGCCGUCGUCACCGACCCCUCGCCCGUCAUCACCCUUGACCUCUACACUUGCACUGUCGCCGACCUAGCUUUCCGGUUACCGUACGAGCUCAAGGUGCGCCGUAGCGACUUUGUCCACGCCGUCAUCGCCUGGUUCGACAUUGAGUUCGCCGCCUGCCACAAGCCCAUCCGCUUCUCCACCGGCCCCCACACAAAGUACACUCACUGGAAGCAGACAGUCUUUUACCUCAAGGAUGUGCUCACAGUUGAGGAGGGCGAAACCAUUAGCGGCAUUCUAGAGAACAAGCCCAACGAGAAGAACCAUCGCGAUUUAGACAUUAACAUCUCAUACAAGCUCGAGUCGAGCGAUAUGCACAGACAAGCGUCUGGCGAGGCCCAGUACAAGAUGUGCUAG
Messenger RNA from Alternaria burnsii, 2715 nucleotides. RefSeq lists its product as uncharacterized. Gene Ontology annotation, cellular component: nucleus. Lineage: Eukaryota; Fungi; Ascomycota; Dothideomycetes; Pleosporales; Pleosporaceae. The record is from RefSeq and is a predicted model, not a curated record. The coding region runs from base 1 to 2715 and encodes 904 amino acids. The transcript is spliced from 12 exons. Gene Ontology annotation, molecular function: protein-arginine N-methyltransferase activity. Gene Ontology annotation, biological process: peptidyl-arginine methylation.